This is a messenger RNA of Polyodon spathula (Mississippi paddlefish), 1701 nucleotides long. Its product is annotated as heme-binding protein 2-like. NCBI's taxonomy places the organism in Eukaryota, Metazoa, Chordata, Actinopteri, Acipenseriformes, Polyodontidae. The transcript has 5 exons. The coding region runs from base 119 to 673 and encodes 184 amino acids. The record is from RefSeq and is a predicted model, not a curated record. Gene Ontology annotation, cellular component: cytoplasm.
UCGUAAGAACUACCAAUCGGUGAGAAGCAAAUUUGUUUUUAGAGUAUUAAUAUUUAGAAUAAAAACGUAACUUCACACAACAUUGACAAACGGAGCUGUGAUCACAAAACAGUCAGCUAUGAGUAAAUCAGUUAAAGACGUGUUCUUGUCAAGGGGUCUGAAUUUUCCCAAAUUCGACACUGUUGAUUCAGAGCCUGCCGACUAUGAACAGCGCCACUAUGAGGCAGCGAAGUGGGUGAGCACUGUUGUCACAGCAAAUGAAGAGAAUGAAGCAGCCAAGAAAGGCUUCUGGAAACUAUUUAACUAUAUACAAGGGAAGAAUGAAAAAGGGACUAAAAUCGAGAUGACCAUUCCUGUUCUAAAACUGGUGACACGUGGAAGCGCCAGCUACACGGUUUCUUUUUUUGUCCCCUUUCUAAACCAGAGCAGCCCCCCCGCCCCCUCUGAAGAGGAAGUCAUCAUUGAGGAAAAGGGGGAGAUGACGGUGUUUGUUAGGUGUUUUGGGGGCUUUGCCAGAGGGGAUAAGAACUCAGGGGAGGCCAGACUACUGGCAGAGAGCCUGAAGCGAGACGGGAAGUCAUUCCAAGAAGACUUCUACUACACCGCUGGUUACGACAGCCCCUUCAAACUGCUCAACAGGCACAAUGAAGUGUGGUACCUGAAGAAAAACUGAGGGGUUAUCUGAUGCACCGGUCCUCCCGCCUACCUCGAGGGGGUGCCAGACCCAGCAUCGUUCUACAAAGAAACAGUUUUGUGAGCAGUUUUGCCUGCAUAGUCAGCUUAUGUUCUUGGAAGUUGAAGGGUGAUGGUGAGGACUGAAUCUGCCUGCUCCUCUCCCAAACUCCCAACACUGCGCUGUGAGGGCAAUUAUAAAAGCUUUUUUUUUUCACUGAAAUGCUUAUAUAAUUGUAAAGUAAAAUGCUUUUCCCCAGACCUUUUAAAGGUUCUAAAAGAUAGGGUCAUUUAGAACGAUGACAAUUACGCACUGUGUCUGGUGGUUUCACAUGCUCUACAUGGUGAAAAUAAUAUGUGUCUUGAAUAAUUACAUUAAUAUAGCAGCCUAGCCUCAGAUUGCCUUUAGAUUAAUAAAGUAUGUUUGUGCAAUUGUAUACUUUUAAGAAGGAUGUCACAAAAGCUGACCAGCAGCCGAUAACUGGCAAUGCCUACAGUACUUUAAAACACUACAACAAUACAACAAGUAAACAUUUGUGUUGCUUUUUUUUAGAAAUUACACACAAGAAUGUGUCACAAACUGAAUGUACUAAUAGUUUACUUAUGUGUUUAAAAAAUGAGUUGUGCUAUGUGUUGUUGCAUUAAUAUCUAUAAUUAAUUCAGCUGAGCCAAUUUUUUUAAAGGCAGUUUUCUUUUGAACAGUGAUAUUAGCUAUUCAUUUGGGAUUCAUGAGUUUGUGGCCAUGUCUGAGCCCAAGCACUCCCAAAAGGCACGUUUAACAAACAAACUACCACAUUUAUGGAAAAUAUUGUUUCAGCUUUGUAAAGAAAAUGCUUCUUUUGUUCAUUUUUAUUUGUCCUGCUUCUUUUUCACAACAGAACUAAAGCUUUUUAUUUUUUUAAUUUGAUUAAACAAAAUGUGUUUCAAAUAUAUUAUGCUGUAUACAAAACUAACGUGUAUAGUACUUGUGUUGUGUUUUUAUGCCUUAGCAAAAUAUACAUUCCAUAUUUUUUAGUGACCCCCCCCCCC